This is a messenger RNA of Paramecium tetraurelia, 548 nucleotides long. RefSeq lists its product as uncharacterized. The transcript has 3 exons. Lineage: Eukaryota; Ciliophora; Oligohymenophorea; Peniculida; Parameciidae. Gene Ontology annotation, cellular component: cytosolic large ribosomal subunit. Gene Ontology annotation, biological process: cytoplasmic translation. The record is from RefSeq and is a predicted model, not a curated record. Gene Ontology annotation, molecular function: mRNA binding; structural constituent of ribosome.
UAUUUUUUAAAUAAUGGUUAUCAAGACAGAUUUGUGCUCUUUUAGUGAAUGGAGAAUCUAUCCUGGACAUGGAAGAAGAUUCGUAGCCAAGGAUGGCAGACUCUUCUAUUACUUGAAUUAAAAGAGCAGAGCUUUUAGUGCAAGAAAAAUUAAAUCUCAAGAAAUCUAAUGGACUGUUGCUUGGAGAAGAUUAAACAAAAAGAUUAAGACAGAUGAAGGAGCUAAAAAGAGAAGAAUCAGAAAUCUUAAAGUCUAAAGAGCUAUUGUUGGUAUUUCUUUGGAAGAAAUCAGAAGAAGAAGAAAGGAAGAUGACAAAACUAGAAAGGCAUAAGCUGAACAAGCUGCAAGAGAAAUUAAGGAUAGAAAGCAAAAGCAAAUUGAAGCUUAAAAGAAGAAACCUGCUGCAGCAUAAAAAGUUGCAUAAAAAGCUGAAGUCAAAGCUCAACAAAAAGCAUAAAAAGGUGCUGCAAAAGCCAACAAAGGUAAAAAGUGAUUCUUACAAUAUAACAUCAAAUACAUAUAUAUUUUUUAGAUUAUAAUUAUUUUUA